GCGUGGCUGGCCACCGUCCUGCCUUUCACUAUAACUCAGCAUGCCAUGCUCACGCGGGAAACCAGGCACUCAUCGCCAACAACCUCCAAGAACUCAUUCGUGAUGGUGCCCACACUGUUGCAGAUCUUAUGGCCCUGGGUUCGACUAUGCUAGGGAGACGCCAUGUCCAGCCCUCUGUGCCGUCCACGCUCCAUGAGAUCCAGGUCGAAGGUACGUUCCCGACGGGCACUUAUCUUGUCACGGUGCACAACCCCAUUGCCAGUGAGGACGGUGACCUUGCGCGCGCACUCUACGGCUCUUUUCUGCCUGUCCCAGAUGCAGACUUGUUCCCAUCUGCGGAACCAUCCUUGUAUGAGGGCUCAAAGCAGCCAGGCGCCGUGAUUGCGGUGAAGGGGAAGAUUACCCUCAAUGAAGGCCGUAAGAGGGUCAAGCUCAGUGUCACGAGUAAAGGCGACCGGCCGAUCCAGAUAGGCAGUCACUACCACUUCAUUGAAACGAAUCCACUGUUGGAGUUUGAUCGGAAGCAAGCUUAUGGCUUCCGGCUGGACAUCCCCGCAGGCACGUCGGUAAGAUUCGAGCCCGGUGACACGAAGACGGUGACUCUCGUUGAGAUCGCGGGGAACAAAGUCAUUCAUGGUGGCAACUAUUUAGCCACAGGUCAAGUAGACCUGGGCAGAGUGGAUGAAAUUAUUGCGAAGUUACAGGAGGCAGGUUUUGCACAUCGUCCGGGACCAGUAGGCGAUAUGGGAUCCAUCAGCGCAUGUGAGAUGGAUCGCAGUGCAUAUGUGACCAUGUUUGGACCAACCACCGGUGACCGCAUAAAGCUAGGAAGCACGGAUCUCUGGAUCAAAGUUGAGCGAGAUCUAACAUCGUAUGGCGAUGAAUGCAAAUUUGGCGGCGGCAAGACACUUCGCGAGGGCAUGGGACAGGCCACUGGCAGAUCAGAUAAGAUUACAUUGGACAUGGUUGUUACCAAUGCGCUUAUCAUUGACUAUACUGGCAUCUACAAGGCAGAUAUUGGUGUCAAAAACGGCUUCAUUGUCGGCAUCGGCAAAGCUGGAAACCCAGAUGUCAUGGAUGGCGUCACUGAAGGCAUGAUUGUGGGAAGUUGUACCGAUGUCAUUGCUGGUGAAGGCAGGAUCAUUACGGCUGGAGGCUUCGACUCACAUAUCCAUUUUAUCUGUCCGCAACAAGUUCCGGAGGCCAUCGCCAGCGGUAUCACCACCAUGUUGGGUGGUGGUGUGGGUCCAAGUGCUGGAACCAGUGCAACGACAUGUACACCUGGUGCCAACUAUAUGCGAGAGAUGCUUCAAGCCUGUGAUGAACUUCCGCUCAAUAUAGGUAUCACCGGAAAGGGCAACGAUAGCGCACCCGAAGCAUUGCGUGAACAGGUGAUCGCUGGAGCUUGUGGGCUGAAGCUCCACGAGGACUGGGGCAGCACACCUGCAGCUAUUGAUACAUGCCUGUCCGUCUGCGAUGAGUUGGAUGUUCAAACCCUCAUUCACACAGAUACGUUGAACGAAUCUGGAUAUGUUGAAUCCACUAUUGCGGCCUUCAAAGACCGUGUCAUUCAUACCUAUCACACUGAAGGUGCUGGUGGUGGUCAUGCUCCUGAUAUCAUUAGUGUUGUCGAGCACCCUAAUGUUCUACCAUCCUCAACAAACCCCACCAGACCAUAUACGCGCAAUACCCUUGACGAGCACUUGGACAUGCUCAUGGUCUGCCAUCAUUUGUCCAAGAACAUUCCCGAGGAUGUUGCGUUUGCAGAAUCUCGAAUUCGUGCCGAGACCAUUGCCGCGGAGGACGUGCUCCACGAUCUUGGCGCCAUCAGCAUGAUGUCCUCUGACUCUCAAGCUAUGGGACGCUGCGGUGAAGUAAUCCUGCGGACGUGGAACACAGCGCAUAAGAACAAAGUCCAAAGAGGUACACUGAAGGAAGAUGAGGGCACUGAUGCAGACAAUUUCAGAGUAAAGCGAUACGUGAGCAAAUAUACUAUCAACCCAGCGAUUGCUCAGGGAAUGGGACAUUUGGUCGGAAGUAUCGAGGUUGGCAAGCUUGCUGAUCUUGUAGUCUGGGAUCCUGCCUGGUUCGGCGCGAAACCUAGUCUGAUUGUGAAGAGCGGACUAAUUGCCUAUGCGCAAAUGGGCGACCCCAACGCCUCUAUUCCAACAGUACAACCGAUCAUCGCACGGCCCAUGUUUGCACCGCUGGUACCAAGAACGAGCGUGCUUUUUGUUUCCCAGGCAUCUAUCUCCUCGGGCACGAUUGCUACGUAUGGACUACGUAAGCGCGUCGAGGCCGUCAAGAACUGCAGGAAUAUCAGCAAACGCGAUAUGAAAUUCAAUGACGUCAUGCCUAAGAUGAAGGUCGAUCCAGAAAAGUAUACCGUCGAAGCCGAUGGCAUGGUGUGUACAGCAGAGCCUGCGGAGAGCUUGCCAUUGAGUCAGCAAUGGUUUGUGUAUUGAGUGGCUGCUGAGAGGAGGCGACCUUAGGAGACAGCACGACAAGAAGUUGUAGUAGUAAGAGAGUAUCAGCAUCGGUAUCUCACUGUAUGGUUGUCAUUCACUACCAUAUUCCGACAUGGUUAUCAUCAGUCGA
Molecule: messenger RNA, 2598 nt
Organism: Truncatella angustata
Lineage: Eukaryota; Fungi; Ascomycota; Sordariomycetes; Amphisphaeriales; Sporocadaceae
Exons: 3
Coding region: 129-2465 (778 amino acids)
Biological process (GO): urea catabolic process
Cellular component (GO): urease complex
Molecular function (GO): nickel cation binding; urease activity
Source: RefSeq, a predicted model, not a curated record